Molecule: messenger RNA, 1372 nt
Organism: Zonotrichia albicollis (white-throated sparrow)
Lineage: Eukaryota; Metazoa; Chordata; Aves; Passeriformes; Passerellidae
Gene: TMT1A
Product: thiol methyltransferase 1A
Molecular function (GO): S-adenosylmethionine-dependent methyltransferase activity
Source: RefSeq, a predicted model, not a curated record
UCCAACACACCCCCAGCAGAACUGUUCCAAGGUUAUGAGGGACCACUCAUCCCUAGGGUAUGAGGGACCUUGGAUCCUCCUGCCACCAGGAGCAGAGCUGUCACCUGUUAAUGGCUGAUCCACGCUGCCACCAAAUCCUUUGGAAAACUGUCAACUGCAAAGCUGACAAAGUCUUCCACAAUGUGUUUGUGGAGUGCUCAGUGUUGAUUCGACCCACAUAAAAACCCAAACUCCACAUGCUGCACGCAGAACUAAUGAGUUAAUAAAUUGUUUUAUCUCUGUCCAUGAUUCCCGUCAGUCUGGAGGAUCACUGUGAGCCCGUUCUCACCCACCAAAAGAUUUAAGGUGUCCUCAAACUGCAAAGACUUAAAACUGCUGUUCAGAGAGAGCACGGAGCUGCUGAGCAAACCCAGCAGCUCCCAGCAGCUGGAAAUUCAACUCCCUAACAACUCUGAACUGAAACAUGAAUCAAACCCCUGACAAAAUUCCUGCAGAGAUCCGGAGCUCGGCUGAGCUUCCGAGGGCAGCGCAGGCUGCUUUAAGAGACGAGACUGUACCCGGAACUGAAGGAGGGCACUUGCAGAACUUUGCCUGGGGUUGCACACCAAGUUGUGCUGCCCAGCUUGUCCCGGCCUGGGAACAAACUGGCAGCUCCUCCCCUGGACUCUGGUCACUGCUUGGCAGCACCUGCACUUUCAGUCCUUGCCUGUGACCGGACUGAGAAAUCAGCUGGAGAAAAGCGUCCACCAGAGCAACCCAAGCAGCUGAAUGUACUCUGAGAGGACACAAAUGCAGCUCUGACUGCUCUGCCUCACAGGAGAAGCAGUUCUGCUCUGCACGGCUCCUCUGCCCACGCUGAAAAUGCCAGAGGCCACUGCAAGCGCCCUCCUGCUCCGUGCUGGCCUGGCGCUGCUGGCCUGGCCCGUCUACCUGCUGUCCUUCCUGGGCAUCUGGGAGCCUUUCUGCAAGAAGGUCUUCUUUCCUUUCUUCUUAGAGAAGAUUUCUGGAGCUCACGAGAAGAAAUCAAAGAAGCACAAGCAGGAGCUCUUCCGCAACCUGCCCGACUUCAGGGGCCCCUCGGGGGAGCUGCGGCUGCUGGAGAUCGGCACCGGCAGCGGCUCCAACUUCCAGUUCUACCCCGCGGGCUGCAAAGUCACCUGCAGCGACAUCAACCCCAACUUCCAGGAGGGCCUCUCCAGGAACAUGAAGAAGAACCAGCACCUGCACUACGAGCAGUUCCUGGUGGCCGCGGGCGAGGACCUGGGGCAGGUGCCCAGCGGCUCGGUGGACGCUGUGGUUUGCACCCUGGUGCUGUGCUCGGUGCAGAGCGUCAGCAGCACCCUGAGGGAAGUGCUCCGAGUGCUCCGGCCGG